Cottoperca gobio is the source of this 1560-nucleotide messenger RNA. It is a transcript of the gene npffr1l2, whose product is annotated as neuropeptide FF receptor 1 like 2. The transcript is spliced from 3 exons. The record is from RefSeq and is a predicted model, not a curated record. Gene Ontology annotation, biological process: cellular response to hormone stimulus; G protein-coupled receptor signaling pathway. Bases 40 to 1560 code for a protein of 506 amino acids. Gene Ontology annotation, cellular component: plasma membrane. Gene Ontology annotation, molecular function: neuropeptide receptor activity; peptide binding. NCBI's taxonomy places the organism in Eukaryota, Metazoa, Chordata, Actinopteri, Perciformes, Bovichtidae.
GGUCAUCCUUUUAAUAAUGCUGUUAAUUAGGGCUGGCUCAUGAUUUUACACACCUCUAAAAUAAUCUCUUUUGUCACUUUGAUUUCCCCGCAGCGUUGCUUCAUCCGAAGAAUGGACAAUGUGUUGGAGGAGGGGACGGAGGAGGGAUCAGACACCACAGCGGCCGCUAUAAACACCAGCCUCGAUGGCGCUGCAGACAUCUCCACUACCUUCUUGCCCUACUAUCAGCACUCUCUGUGUGUGUCUGUCCUCUACAUCCUGGCCUACUCAUUCCUCUUCCUGCUGUGUAUGGUGGGGAACAGCCUGGUGUGUCUCAUCGUACUGGAAAACCGACGUAUGCGCACAGUCACCAAUCUCUUCAUCCUCAACCUGGCUGUCAGUGACAUACUGGUGGGCCUCUUCUGCAUCCCUAUAACACUGGUGGACAAUCUCAUCACAGGUUGGUCCUUUUCUAACAUCGUGUGCAAGACGAGCGGCUUUGUGCAGGGAAUGUCUGUUUCUGCAUCAGUCUUCACCCUGGUGGCCAUCGCUGUGGAAAGGUUUCGCUGUAUUGUGUACCCUCUACAACCCAAGCCGACUGUAUUUGUUGCAAAGGCAGCCAUCGGGUUGAUCUGGUUGCUGGCGGUGGUGCUCAUGUGUCCUGCUGCUGUGGCACUGACUGUGGAGAAAGUUCCUUUCCACAACACCGUGUACAACAAUGACUUCAACAACACGGCCGCCCUGUACACCUGCUCCGAAAACUUUGCCACCCCUCAGAUGAGAAAGGUCUACACGUCGGUUCUGUUUACUAACAUCUAUUUGGUGCCGCUCACCAUCAUCACACUGAUGUACGGCUGUAUCGGAGCCAAACUGUGUUCUUCGGUGAUUGCAAACAGAGAACCGCAGCAGGCCAACGCCACAGUCCAGGUUGGCGGCAGAAGAGCUGGUCAGCCAAUGAUUUCUCAGAAAAAGAUGAAGGUGAUAAAGAUGCUCAUCCUGGUGGCUUUGCUUUUCAUGCUGUCCUGGUUACCACUGUGGACCCUCAUGAUGAUGACCGACUACGGAGGCUUGGACAGAGACCAGCUGGAACUACUGGCCAGCUACAUCUUCCCCUUCGCCCACUGGCUGGCUUUCUCCAACUCCAGCAUCAACCCCAUCAUCUACGGCUACUACAAUGAGAACUUUAAGAGGGGCUUCCAGGCGAUGUGCAAGUCCAGGCCCUUCUGUUGCCUCAUCCAGUGCCAGCUGUGGAGCAGGACGGCCAUGUGGGGCAGGAAAGACAAGUCUGUGCAAGCACCUUGUAGAGGGAUGGACUGCAAAGAUGUCACUAACACUCACAAUCAUUUUGUUUUGGGGCUGAGAAAUCGAGUCCAUAACAUCAACCAGUUGAAUGAAAUAGCAGACGUGGAUAAGAGUGUAAAGGUGGCGUGUGUGGCAGUCCACUCAGGGGGAAGUCUUCCAGAUCAAGGGUUAGAAAUGACAGUGGUACAUAAGAAAGGCAGUAAUGCUGAGGGGUCAGAGAGGGUUGGUCAACGGGCAGCUUCAGUGCAUCAGGCGUGGAUAUCCGAGUGUGCACAAUGA